This is a messenger RNA of Nematolebias whitei (Rio pearlfish), 4283 nucleotides long. It is a transcript of the gene acin1b, whose product is annotated as apoptotic chromatin condensation inducer 1b. The transcript is spliced from 17 exons. Gene Ontology annotation, molecular function: nucleic acid binding. The coding region runs from base 18 to 3524 and encodes 1168 amino acids. The record is from RefSeq and is a predicted model, not a curated record. NCBI's taxonomy places the organism in Eukaryota, Metazoa, Chordata, Actinopteri, Cyprinodontiformes, Rivulidae.
GUAGCGGAGGGAGCAAAAUGGCGGACGAAGAUAUUACGCUUGAUGGAAAACCUCUACAAUCGCUCCGAGUUGCGGAUUUGAAAGCUGCCCUUGAGCAAAGGAACCUCCCGAAAAGCGGCCAGAAAAACACACUCAUUAAGCGACUGAAAGGGGCUCUAAUGCUGGAAAACCUACAGAGGUCAUCCUCUACUCAAAGUGUUCUGCAGCCAAACUCUCAGAUCGGUGAAGAGAUGUGUCAGAACAGCUUCAUAAAGCAGUACCUGGCCAAGCAGCAGGAGCUGCUUCGUCAGAGACUCGAAAGAGAGGCCCAGAAAGAAGAUGACGAUGAUGAUGAAAGCCCAGCCGGACCGGAGGAGGAGGAUGAUGAAGAUAACGACAGCUCAUCAGAUAAACAUCAGCCUUCACUGGCUCAGUCUGCAGUACCUGACCUUAGAGGAGGAGAUUCUUCUUUCCACCACCAGGAGGCUCUUGAAACUCCACGUGUCAGAGUACAGCAGGCUACCUUUCAGCAGGGGGAGCCCCCAGCCCCCUCCCCUCCCCGUGCUGUUGCCUCCCUGUCAGUGCGUGUGGUGGGACAGCCCGACUGCCAGGGAUUUCCACUCGCUUCUCCUCGUCCCCAGGAGAAGGAGCCUGCAGGACUCAGUCAACCUGGAUCGGCUCACCCUGUCCUGAACCUCGGUCGUUCUGCCAAGAGUUCGGCAGGAAAUCACGUCCGGGAUGACAGCGACGAAGACGACAAUGAUAGUGACAAUGAAGACGAGGACUGGGGACCAGACCCGGGCAGAUCAGGACGCCAAAAGAGAAUGCCUCCCUCGCUGCCACAGCUGGCCCCCAACAUGUCAUCAGCUGCUUCGAGGUCUAAACGCAAGCUUCAGCCUCCGCAGCACAUCCUGCCUCCACAGGUAGAUCCCAUCCCCAUGCAGCUGCGCCACCCCACACCUCCACCCUCUCCACCCCCUAACUUGUUCCCCUUACCUGACACGCCCAAGCAAAGCCCGCCAGACGAUCAGGAACGCCACGGCCUCCGAGAGGCGCAGGCGGCAUCUUUCCACCCCCCCUCGAUGCAGAGACAAGAUUCAGAUUCAAGCUCACGGUCAAGCAGCCCUGAACCACAUGUGGUGCGCCGACCCGGACCCCUGUCUCUGCUCGUACACAAGAUGGAGACAGAGGAGGCUUCUUCAGCCCGUGGCUUGUCAGAAGAGAAGGCGCACUCAACAUCUGGGCGCUCCGGUGAAUCUCUGCCACAGCACGGAUCAGAAAAGGAGAGAAAGAUGAAAGAGGAGAAGGAGAGAGAACAACAGCAGGGGCUGGAGAAGGAAAGAAGGAAAACCCAAGAACAGGAACGAGAGAAGAAGCGCUCAGGGGAGAAGAAGGAAGAGAAAACUCGACUGGAAGAGGAGAGGAAGCGGCGUCAGAGAGAGGAACAGGAAAAAGAGAGAAAACGUCGAGAGCAGGAAAAUGACCGGAAACGUAAGGAAGAGGAAAAGAAAAGAGAGGAGCGACGGGUGAAGGAGGAAAAGGAAAAGAAACGGAAGAAAGCCAGUGAAGACAGGAUGGUGGCAGAGACUCAAGGUUCAGGUUCCUCUUCAGAUUCUGAUUCCAAGUCAGACUCUUCAUCACAUUCGUCAUCUUCCUCCUCGUCCUCUUCCAGAGAUAAAACCCAAACUGCAAACCAGCUGAAGAAGGCAGACCAAAAGCAAGACGGAGAAGACGAGAAGAAGGCUAACUUGGGUAAAGCGUUGGAGAAACAAAACCUUUCAAAAAGGGAGGUUUCGGAGCCCAGCACUGCAGAGGUGGAACCAGACUCUGAGAGCUCUGUGGCCCAGCAGCCAGCUUCUGGGUCAGAGCCAGAGAGCAGCGAGAGCCGGAUGGAGGAGAGCACCACUCCUAAGGCUUUUGCCGCUCGCAAGAUUUCCUUAAGCAGCAGCAAGGCUUCUCCAGCCAGAACAGAUGGAGCGGCAGCAGAGCCCGACACUGGAAAUGCAGGAGGGAGGAAGAGGCGAUGGGGCUCCAGCACAGCAGUUACUGUUAAGAAACCAUCGAUCAGCAUCACCACAGACUCACUGAAGUCUUUGAUUCCUGACAUUAAAGUGAACCAGGAGGAGGUUGUGGACAUUCACCCUGAGGAGCUGUAUUUGUCUGGAGACGAGGAGAACCUGGACACCAGUCGGGGCGACCCAGACAAAGGCCUCAAGAUCCGACGCACCGUCACGCAGGUUGUUCCAAGUGACAGCCAGGAAAACGGGCAAACAAACGAAGAAGAAGAAGACGUGGAGAAAGCUGAGAAAGAAACGCCACACAGGACUCCACCAAAAGACAAUCGGAGGAGCAGUCUUUCAGAUGAACCCCCAGAACCGCAGAUAUCUGUGAACCUGGAUGGAGAGACAAAGAAAGUUACUCCCAGCGACAGUCUGGUUCGCCGCUCCAUCAGUCAGCAGAAGUCCGGUGUCUCUGUCACAAUCGACGACCCUAUUCGCUCAACCAGGCAGCCCUCACCGCCACGUGGAAAAGUCUCCAACAUCAUCCACGUGACGAACCUGGUACGACCCUUUACCCUGCUACAUCUCAAGGAGCUGCUGAACCGGACAGGAAGUGUGAUGGAGGAGGGUUUCUGGAUUGACAAGAUCAAGUCUCACUGCUACGUCACAUACGCUACCACAGAGGAAACCGUCGCCACCAGGACGGCUCUGCACGGAGUCAGAUGGCCUGCUAGUAAUCCCAAGGUGCUUAGCGUGGACUUUUGUGAGCAAGAUGAGCUGGACUUUCACAAAGGCAUCUUGAAGCCAAAGAAAGAGGAGGAGCAUGUUGCCCAGCUGGUCGUUCCUCAGAACCGGCUGCCCCCUCUGAUGCCCGAGCGGGACCGGGACCGAGACAAGGAGCGUGAGCGGGACAGGGAACGGGAACGGGACCGAGGAGUCCGGGAUCUGUGGGCAGAGCGUCAGAGGGAGAUGGAGCGCCGUGAAAAGGCGCGAGGCGAGCGAGAAUGGGACCGGGAUAAAGUCUGCGAUUUUUCAAGACCGGGAGAGGACGGGCGGCGAUCUCGAUCCAGAGAGCGAGAGAGGAGGAGGAGGGAGAGAGCAAAGAGCAGGGAGAGGAAGAGUGACAAGAAGGAGAAAGAUGAGCCUCCUGCUAAAUUACUAGACGACCUGUUCCUGAAGACCAAAGCAGCUCCUUGUAUAUACUGGCUUCCCCUCACUGAAGAGCAGGCAACUCAGAGGAUCUUAGAACGCUUGGAGCGGCAGAAGGAGCGCGAGCAACGGCGCAAGGAGCAAGAUGAGGCGAACAAAAAGCGUGAAGAAGAGAAGAAGGUUGAAAGGCUGAAAGGUCGGGAGAAAGACAGCACGACAACAAGCGGCGUGGCCGCCAGCAGAGGAGCCAACGGAGACCGGGAGCGAGAGCGGGUCCGAGACAGAGAGGGGGACAAGAGGAAAGACGGCAGCCACCGAUCCAAGCGGCCCUCACCAGGCUUUGGCAGCGGGCGGCGUUCUCGUAGUCGUAGCAACCCCAGAGAACGGCGUCGCUGAGACGCUGGAGAGGGAGGCAGAGGGCAGGAAGUGAUGAAAGGCAGGGUUUCCACUUCCUGCCGUGUGUUGAGGAUUCACGGGGCUUUAAUUUCCUCACUUUUGACGCCAGCGUCGUCUUCCGCGCUAUUCUCCCUCCUCCUUAAUGUUCACGCUCAAAAACAUACUUUGUCAUUUAUAGAAAAUCAUCCGUACGUCGAGCUCGGUCUACGUUUUAUGAUCUUUGUUUUUGGACAGCAAAUUGUCUUUUUUUUUCUUUUGUAGAGAGCAGCUCUCUUAGUUUCUGUAACGUUUAUUUUGUGUUGGAAGAAAAGAAGCCGAGGGCGGUCGUUUUCAGGCUUCAUUUUUGUCCCUCUGAGGUUUCAGAGUCGGCCUCGUUAUUUUAGCUCUGCGGCCGCUCCUUCCUCCACUCAGCCCUGUAAUAAAACCAGUCCAAAAUAGAUCUGACCAUGACUUCACAUCUUUCCCUCCGCUCUUCAGCACUGAUAUAUAUCUAUGUAUGCACAACAAAAAAUGUCCCAACAAGCUUUUCUUUCAAAGUAGAAUUUGUUGUUUUUGAACCGUGAUUAUUUUUCUAAUAUGGAGGGUUGUUGUGUUGCAUCUCACUUAAAAGAUACCAGCUGGUCUCCACUGUAACCAAUAGGAAAAGAUGUGCUAACAUGUCCCAGUUUGUAUUUAUCAGAUGUUAUUGAGGACGAGAGGACAGGAACCUCCUCCGGCCCCUUCAUAUUAAAGGAGGUAAAAAUCCACUUUCUUCAAAAA